Molecule: messenger RNA, 382 nt
Organism: Exophiala oligosperma
Lineage: Eukaryota; Fungi; Ascomycota; Eurotiomycetes; Chaetothyriales; Herpotrichiellaceae
Exons: 1
Source: RefSeq, a predicted model, not a curated record
UACUGAUAUAUCUGGAACAGUUCUUAAGUCUAUAUCAAGACAAUGUAUGGAUAUACUGAGAGCAUACUUUCCAGAUUACAGCACCUGUGUCUAUGACGUGAAGACAUCAUCGUACAAGAUCACGUCAGCUCCAGAUCCUAGUGACAACAGGUAUGAACCGAACAAGAACACAUGCAUACAUGUAUACGGUGACGGGAGCUUUAGACUGCAGGGAAAACCUUCGCGGAUGCCGAGAGUUUGUAGUGCUUUCAGAGACGCACUCUUGUCUGUGUCUGAAUCUAGAUCCUGGAACAGUUUUGUUAAUAACUUAAGGUUAGUGGAGCAGUGAUACUGUACUUAUAUAAAGAUUGACGACACUUGUACUAUAUAACGAUUUUUAAAA